This is a messenger RNA of Drosophila bipectinata, 1433 nucleotides long. RefSeq names its product ileal sodium/bile acid cotransporter. Gene Ontology annotation, cellular component: membrane. The record is from RefSeq and is a predicted model, not a curated record. Lineage: Eukaryota; Metazoa; Arthropoda; Insecta; Diptera; Drosophilidae.
CGCACCAUGGCAAGCAUAUGGCACUGGAUACUCCCGAUCGUGGUCGCGGGUCUUCCGUUCAUCCGGGCGGAGUACGGCGAUCUGGCCGGCAACUGGCUGGUGGAUUUUGGCCAGAAGCACCUGGCACUCUCGGAGAAGGAGAGCCUGCAAGUGGAGCUGCAUAUAUACAAUGUUCAGAUUAGGGAUCAGGAUGCGGAUUACAGAUUCCUGGUCUACUCAGAGGACGAGGCAAGGGCAUCUGCCUCGCUCACCGUUGGCAAGGAUCAGUUCGAUGAGUUGGGUAGCUGGCGAGGAUCGGUGGCAGUGACUGGUCAGAGGUUUGGUUACAGCUCCCUGAAGGUGACCCUUGAGGAAGGGACUGAGUCGGAAACCUAUCCGGAUAACCUGCCCAUUUCCGUCCUGAGGUCUCGAGUGGUGGACGAGAGGGUGACCACGUAUGUCUCGGCCGCCCUGGCCCUGCUGAUGUUCCUCAACCUGGGCACUGUCCUGGACCUCCACCGGCUGGCGGGGAUUGUGUGCCGCCCCGUGGGUCCGGUGGUGGGCGUGGUCAGUCGGUACGUGAUAAUGCCUGGCUUGGGCUUCGGCCUGGGUCGUGCCCUCUGGCCGGGGCAGUGGCCCCUCCAGCUGGCCCUGUUCUACACGGCCUUGGCGCCCAGUGGUGGGUUGGCCAAUGUCUGCACCGUUUUCUGCAAGGGAAACCUCAAUCUUUCGGUGGCCACCACCACCAUCAACAGUCUCCUGGCGCUGGCUUUCUUGCCAGUCUGGAUUAUGGUCCUGGGGAGGCUGCUGUACGACGACGAAGAUCUGGCUGUGCCAUUUGGACAGAUUUCGGGAGGAGCAGCUGCUCUGGUGGCCUGUGUAGCCAUCGGUGUUCUCCUCCGGCUAUGUGUGCCCAAGACCACCAGGUUCAUCUUUAGGUUCCUCAAACCGCUUUCCGUGGUGCUCAGUCUGUGCCUGGUGGGGCUGACUGUGGGUCUCAACUGGUUCGUCUUCGAGGAGUUUACCUGGCAGGUCCUAGUAGCUGCCAUCUCUCUUCCUUUGGCCGGUUACCUGGCCACCUACCUGUUGUCGAAGCUCCUCUGCCGAUCCGCCACCGACGCCCUGACCCUGGCCGUGGAGAACAGUGUCCUCAACAUGACCAUGCCCAUUGUCCUGCUGCAGUCGAGCCAGUUGGAGCAGCCCCAGCUGGAUCUUGUGCUGGUGAUGCCAAUCACCGCUUCCCUAGUCUCCCUCCUCCUUUUUGUCCUGUUCUACAUCGUACGGCGGUGCCUCGGCUGGAAUGUGCGGCAGGACGAAGAUGGAUUCGAUCACAAGGAGCUGAUGGCAGCCGCAGAGCACGAAGACGAUGGUCCCCACUACCAGCGCCCGUAAAUUUAGACAAUACCUUAGACUAGUAUUAUACUCUCUAUUAAACAAUCUCUAUUUAAUAUUUU